AUGGCCCGCGACCCGCUGCAUCCCGAUGUGAUUUACCGGGACGAGCGCUGCUUCGUGGUGCGCGACAUCGACCCCAAGGCGCCGGUGCACCUGCUGAUCAUCCCCAACAUGCCCAUCAACGGGCUCGAUUACAUCAGCCCCGCGAUGGAAGCCACCAUGGGGCACCUGUUCGUGGUGGCCGCGGAGAUGGCCCGCCGCGAGGGCGUGACCAUCAGCGGCUACCGGCUGGUGGUCAACAACGGCGCCGACGCCGGCCAGACCAUCGCCUGGCCGCACAUGCACCUGCUCGGCGGCCGGGGACUGGGAGACAUGGGCUAA
Geodia barretti is the source of this 318-nucleotide messenger RNA. The record is from the annotation of a GenBank genome assembly. NCBI's taxonomy places the organism in Eukaryota, Metazoa, Porifera, Demospongiae, Tetractinellida, Geodiidae.